AUGGACGACAUCAACAAAACCGCUCUCACCCCUGUCGAGCUCCUCAAGGCAGACCACGCCAUCCGCGUCGCCUCUGCGCACUCUCAAACCCUGCAGCAAAACAUCACCACCCCUUCCGUCGCCAUGCACGACUCUACCAUCCCUCUCGCCCCUACCCCCGAGAUUGCCGACCUCCUCUCUCGUGUCACAGCCCUCGAGACCUCUCUCGCUCAUCAAACCCACCUCAAUGAGGUCCACGAAGCUCACACGGGCAAAAACUUCCGCGAGCAGCGCCAUGUGAACAAGGAUCGCAAGCUCCGCCUGCAGCAAACCAUGAGAGUUGUGGAGAACGGCAUGAACGACCAAUCUGUCGAGACGAAAAAGCUGGAGGUCAGAGCCAACAGUCAUGCGCUCCAGCUCAAGGAGAUGAAGAAGAGAGUGGAGAGGUGUGCUUCGGGAGGGGAGUACCUGGAGGGCAUCUGUGAGGGACUCCAGAUGGAAGUCGAGGAGUUGAAGGUGGAGAAGAGGGAGUUGCAGGAGAGGGUCAAGGAGUUGGAGGAGGAGGUGAUGGUGGUGAAGGAAAGGGAUGGUGUGCUGGAGGGAAGGGUAAAGGUCUUGGAGCGCUCGAUCAAAGGCGAAAUGCAGUUCAGACCAGGACGCAUCAACAUCGAGAAGGUGCCUGUCUUGAGUGCUCCUCAGUUCGCCGUUGGCAAUUAUUGCCUCUUUUCGAGCUUCUACUGA
Molecule: messenger RNA, 720 nt
Organism: Aureobasidium pullulans EXF-150
Lineage: Eukaryota; Fungi; Ascomycota; Dothideomycetes; Dothideales; Saccotheciaceae
Exons: 1
Coding region: 1-720 (239 amino acids)
Source: RefSeq, a predicted model, not a curated record